AUGACUUCAAAAGAGAAUCAUAAAUAUGAUGAUAACAGCGAUAACGAUUAUACAUCUGAGGAAUCUUCCCACGACGACGCCAAUUAUUUCGAAGAAUCUUCAGAGAGUGAACCAGAAACUGAAUGCGAACUUUGGGAUCACAAUUGUAAAGUUAUCCCCAAUUCACCAUCUUCAUUAAUUGGUUAUCACUUGAUGCCUACUUGUAGCAGAGAUCCAGAUACAAUUCCACAAAAGAAGUUAAAAAUAUCAGCAGAAAUACGCAAAAAUCUAGUCAGAGCAGACUUUUUCAAUGAUCUUAAAGACCAUUGGAGCAAAGAUGAAAAACUAUCAAAUCCAGAUGUAGAAUUAAUUACAGAACCUUUUAAAGUGUGUGUAAUACAUAAAUUUAUAGAUAACGAAGAUGUGUUGGAUAAUGUUAGGCAAGAAUUUAAUGAACUCGACUGGAAUAUGAGGAAUAUGGACCUGUAUGAAUUUUUUCAGUCUAAGGACUUAAAAUAUUUAAAUUUUGAAUAUAUUAAUGCCAUAUUUAAUUUUUUAAAAGGGGAAGCCAUGGAAUGGGUAGCAAACCUCACUGGCUAUAGUCUGACGCAUAUAUCAGCCACAUGUAGCUUAUACAGCAACACUGAUUACCUCCUAGUUCAUGAUGACCAAAGAGAAGAUAGAAUGGUUGCCUUUGUGUUAUAUUUAACAGGUAAAAACGGUUGGAAUGAAAGUAAGGGCGGGGCAUUACAGCUAUUCAACAAGGAUGAAACGGGUCAACCAAAAACUUGUGUUCGUAAUAUAUUUCCUGCAAAUAAUCAGCUGGUGUUGUUUCCGGUCACGAGUGAUUCCUAUCACCAGGUAGCUGAAGUGACGACCAUAGACGACUGUAGACUUAGUAUAAACGGGUGGUUCCACGUAAAAAUACCGCCUGUAUUCAAAGCCCCAAUCUACCACCCCUUAAAUGACGGUUUGUACAGUAAAAACUCUAUUAAAGCCAAAGAAGUUGAUAUCGACUUAGUGUCCUGGUUAUCGGAAGAUUAUUUGGACUCGAAAUCGAUCAAGAUAAUAAAGAAGCAUAUACAAGAAAACUCAGAGAUUUCAUUGAGGAAAUUCUUCAGGAGUGAGUGCUUCAAUGAGAUUUCUCGUACUUUGGAUAGUUCAGAUACACGAUGGAUAUCAUUCGGACCUCCGAAUCGUUAUUGCUACGAGAAAAUCGACAUGAAUAAUUUACCUCACGUUCUAGAAAGGUUUUUGGACCUCUUUCAAUCCAGCGCCAUGUUCUUGCUUCUGGAACAAUACACGGAUCUGGAACUGAGCAGACCGAACGCUUCUAUGAAAUUCGAGUUGCAGAGGUGGACUUGCGGCAAUUAUACGUUACUGUCCGAUUUCGACUGGGACGAGACCAUCGAGCUGGACUUGAUCGUUUAUUUCGGCUGCGAGAAGACGUCUGACGUAAUAGGAGCCAGGACCCAGUACGUUACGAUCGAAGACGAAAUUCAGAACGCGCUAAUAACGCUGGAACCCGAAGAGAACAAUUUAAACGUUGUGUACAGAGACACCGCCAGAUUUACCAAGUAUUUUAGUAAACAGAGCAAGUGUAAAAAAUUUUAUACUUUAGUUUGUUCGUAUUCCGAAUAA
Diabrotica balteata is the source of this 1620-nucleotide messenger RNA. The record is from the annotation of a GenBank genome assembly. NCBI's taxonomy places the organism in Eukaryota, Metazoa, Arthropoda, Insecta, Coleoptera, Chrysomelidae.